GGCAGAGCGGGAAGGACAGAGGAGGGGGACCCGGGAAAGGCUGAGAUCCCUGCUGGGCCUUGCCGGAGCUGAGCUCCAGCCCCACGGGGAUGAAUCUGCCCUGGGGAAGGAGCCCUGCCCGCUUGUGGAUUUGCCCUGAGUCAUCCCUCUCUCCUGAGGCCACAGGAAGAAACCAUUGUGCGCAGGGGUGGAGGCGGCCCUCAGCCCAGGCCUAAACCAGGGAGGCCUGGGAAAGUGGGGCCAUGGACUGGGUGCAAAAUGGCCACGGCAGGGGGGCUCCCGGCAGGCCGAGUCACGGAGCCAGCCCCCCCCCAUAGCCUGGUCCUCCCACCAUGAGCGUGCGAGGGCCCGGCGCACCGUGCUAGCCAGUGGGCCUACAGCCAGAGAUCUGAGGCCUUUGGGCAGCCCUGCGGGCGCCCGGGGAGGGACGGGUGCUGGUAGGAGGGACAGCCCAGGCCAGCUGACGAGCGAGCGGGGCGGGCCAUGCUCACACCAGCCCUUGGGCGGGCUCAGACCAAGUUUCACUUCCCGCCACUGCUGCUGCCGGCAGCAAGAACCAGGCAGAGUGUGCACCCUGAGUCAUUGCUGCCUGCCGGCUCCUCGGCUCAGCGGCGGACACCCACCAUGGGCUCGCGGGCCCUGCCCCCAGGGCCUGUGCAGACCCUCAUCUUCCUGGACCUGGAGGCCACCGGCCUACCCUUCUCCCAGCCCAAGAUCACUGAGCUGUGCCUGCUGGCCGUCCACAGAUCCGCCCUGGGGGGCCUCUCCGCCCCUCAGGGGCCUGCGCCGACAGCGCCCCCGCAGCCCCGGGUGCUGGACAAGCUCUCCCUGUGCGUGGCCCCGGGGAAGGCGUGCAGCCCCGCGGCCAGUGAGAUCACGGGCCUGAGCACUGCCGUGCUGGCUGCCCACGGGCGUCGGGCCUUUGACGCCGACCUGGUCAGCCUGAUCCGCGCCUUCCUGCAGCGCCAGCCACAGCCCUGGUGCCUCGUGGCCCACAAUGGUGACCGCUACGACUUCCCCCUGCUCCAGGCCGAGCUGGCGCUGCUGGGCCUGGCCAGUGCUCUGGACGACGCCUUCUGUGUGGACAGCAUCGCUGCCCUGAAGGCCCUGGAGCCGGCUGGCAGCUCCUCGGAGCACGGCCCAAGGAAGAGCUACAGCCUGGGCAGCAUCUACACACGCCUGUACGGGCAGGCCCCGCCAGACUCGCACACGGCCGAGGGGGACGUGCUCGCCCUGCUGGGCAUCUGUCAGUGGAGGCCGCGGGCCCUGCUACGGUGGGUGGAUGCUCAUGCCAAGCCCUUCAGCACCGUCAAGCCAAUGUACGUGGUCACAACCUCUACUGGAACCGACCCAAGGCCAUCUGCUGUCACAGCCACAGUGCCCCUGGCCAGAGCCAGCGACAGUGGCCCCAACCUUCGUGGAGACAGGAGCCCCAAGCCAACCCCUUCCCCAGUGAAGCGCCCUGGAGCGCCACCCGGGGAGGGGCUGCUGGCCCCCCUGGGCCUGCUGGCCUUCCUGACUUUGGCGGUAGCCACGCUGUAUGGGCUGUCACUGGCCAUACCCGGGCAGUAGGCCAGGAAGGGAAGUCUGACUAAUAAAAAACCCCCACAGCA
Molecule: messenger RNA, 1613 nt
Organism: Dama dama (fallow deer)
Lineage: Eukaryota; Metazoa; Chordata; Mammalia; Artiodactyla; Cervidae
Gene: TREX1
Product: three prime repair exonuclease 1
Exons: 2
Coding region: 484-1572 (362 amino acids)
Biological process (GO): DNA catabolic process
Cellular component (GO): cytoplasm
Molecular function (GO): nucleic acid binding; 3'-5'-DNA exonuclease activity
Source: RefSeq, a predicted model, not a curated record